AUGGCACCUGGAAAAAAGAAGGUACACGGUAAACGGUCUAACCAACACGUAAAACGGGAAUAUGCGGAGAGAUUUAACGACUUGCAGCUGGAAUCAUCAGAAGAUAGCAGUGGCGACGGCAGUAAUAGUGACUCUGAUAGUGAAGGUGUACCUCCUACGUUCCCAAUAAGCAUGUGGGACCUGAAUCAUUGCGACCCUAAGAAGUGUUCCGGCAGAAAACUGGCUCGACAUAACCUCAUCAAGAAUUUGAAACUAGUUCAACAAUUCAGAGGACUUGUAUUGUCACCGGUCGGCAAACAAUGUGUCAGCCCCAACGACAAAGAAAUUAUUGAAAAAUUCGGUCUAGCUGUGAUAGACUGUUCAUGGGCUAAGAUUGAUGAAACUCCGUUUGAUAGAAUGAAGUCACCAAACCCGAGAUUGUUACCAUUCUUAGUGGCUGCUAACCCUAUAAAUUAUGGGAAACCGUAUCAACUGAGUUGUGUAGAAGCCUUAGCAGCCGCUAUGGUUAUCACAGGACACAAAAAAGAAGCACAAUUCUAUUUAUCCAAGUUUUCUUGGGGCCACUCCUUUUUAGAACUUAAUGCAGAAGCAUUAGAGUUGUAUGCAGCAUGUACUGAUAGUAAAAGUGUAUUAGAAGCACAAAAUACAUAUUUGGAAAAAGUGAAGAAUGAAAAAGAUGACCGGGAUAUGUGGCCACCAGCUGAAUCUGAAUCGGAAACUGAAUCUGAAGAUGACUAA
This is a messenger RNA of Spodoptera littoralis (African cotton leafworm), 738 nucleotides long. NCBI's taxonomy places the organism in Eukaryota, Metazoa, Arthropoda, Insecta, Lepidoptera, Noctuidae. The record is from the annotation of a GenBank genome assembly.